Molecule: messenger RNA, 692 nt
Organism: Phragmites australis (common reed)
Lineage: Eukaryota; Viridiplantae; Streptophyta; Magnoliopsida; Poales; Poaceae
Product: eisosome protein SEG2-like
Exons: 2
Coding region: 2-313 (103 amino acids)
Source: RefSeq, a predicted model, not a curated record
UAUGGUUGAAGAAAAUGGACAAUUGAUGGAAACAAAUGAGAAGCUAAAGGAGACGAAUGAGAUCCUUGGUGAAGAAAAUAGUGUUAACGGUGAUCUGAUCCUGGGGUCUGGUUCAUCGCACGCACCCUCACACCCAGAUGAUAUGCGCAGAAAUAGCAAUGACACGGAUGGUGAAGAGGGUUGUGAUGUCAUGGAUAGUGACGAGGGCUGUGACAUAGAUGGUGAAGAGGGCUGCGAUGACAUGGAUAGUGACGAGGGCUGCGACAUGGAUGGUGAAGAGGGCUGGGAUGACAUGGAUAGUGAAUGGUGGUAGUGAUGAGGUUGGCAUGGCUGAAAAUGAAUAUGGCAAGUAUUGCACCCGAUCAUAAGAUCAAUUGAUGUCAUGGAGGGGUUGGAACCAGCCUCUGGUACUUUUUGUUCAAACUAAGUUGAUGUAAGACUGAGUUUGCUAGGUGGAACCAGACUCUGGUACUUUUGGUUCAAACCUGUGUUGAUCCAAGAUCGAGUGUGCUAACUUUUUGGUAUUUUGGUAGGAUUUGUAUUGCGUAUGCUGCAAUUUAAUUAAUGUAGGACUGAUAAUACUUGAGCAACCAUGACUUGCAAUGAUCGACAUUGUCGCCUUUCUAAGUUAUUGUAAUUAUUGUUCCUCACUAAUGGUUGUAUGUGCUGUAAUGAGAUUAUUAUGAUGAGUA